Molecule: messenger RNA, 384 nt
Organism: Ostertagia ostertagi
Lineage: Eukaryota; Metazoa; Nematoda; Chromadorea; Rhabditida; Trichostrongylidae
Source: the annotation of a GenBank genome assembly
AUGGAUGUUUUCGUCCACAAUUCUCCUCAAGGCAAGCAACUGUUGACAGAAAAAGAAAAGGAAUUUCAAGAGAAAUGUGAAUCAAUGAAAGAGAGCAUCCAGGAGAAAGUCGAGAAAGCACGUGCUCAAGCUAAGCGUGAACUUGAUUAUAUGGAAGAAAGGGUAAAAUUAUGUAAGCCAUUGUUGGCUACUGGUGCUAAAUACUCAGUGCACCGCAAUGUUGACACACGUCGAUGGGUUCAUGGAUUUGACGAACGAACACAAAUGCCACCAGAUCGAAGAAUGUGUGAUCAGGCCACAUGGGAACUUGUACAACGAUAUGCGUCUAACUGUGAAAAGCUAGCGUCGCAGAUAACCAUUGGAAAACGUAAAAAACAACAUUAA